AGAAAAAGAAAAUCCCUUUCUCCUCAGAACUCCAUUGGAGGCUGUCUUGUAGCUUUCAAAUCUCCGAGGGGUUCUCUCUGCUGUGGCCUCGAUGCCAUUCCCAUCCCAGUAGCUCUCUCGGUACUGGGACGAUGCCGACCUCAGUUUCUUCUGCGAUUCCGAAGCCCUCCUCCGAGCUCGUCAGCCGAUUGACUGCCGCCGACGCCGCCGUGAAGCUGAAGGCAUUGAGAGACAUCAAGAAUCAGAUCAUCGGUAACCGCACCAAGAAGUUGUCCUUCAUCAAGCUCGGCGUUGUCCCUCACGUUGCUGCAAUUCUCUCCUCCACUUCCGACCCCAACAUUCUCGUCCAGUCCGCUGCUGUUCUUGGCAGCUUUGCCUGCGGCGUCGACGCCGGUGUCUCCGCCGUUCUCGAUGCCGGAGCCCUCCCUCGUCUGCUUCGAUUGCUUGCUGAUCCCGAUCCCAAGGUUGUGGACGCAGGAGCUCGUUCAUUAAGAAUGGUUUAUCAAUCAAAGUUGGCUCCCAAGUAUGAUUUCCUUCAGCAGGAAAACACUAAAUUUCUUCUUUCAUUAUUGAAUAGUCAAAAUGAAAAUGUGACUGGACUUGGGGCAAGCAUCAUUAUUCAUUCCUGUGACACAAUUGCGGAGCAGAAGGCAUUGUGUAAUGGUGGAGUUCUAGAGAAGCUGAUUGAUCUUCUUGAUGGUUCUCUAAGUCAAAGGGAUGCUAGUUUAGAGUCUAUUGCCACAAUAUUUAAAAAUAAUGUCGAAGCCAUAGCAAAGUUCAUGCAGCCUGGUAGAGAAGACUGUUUGAGUUAUAUAAUUGAAUUGAUGAAGGAUAGAAAUCCCAAGACAAGAUUGCUAGCUUGCGUCUGCUUGAUUGUUAUAAGGAAUUCAUCACCUCGUUAUCUGCAAGAUAUAGGAAUCAAAAUGAAAUUGAUACAUAGUUUGCUUGAGCUUCUUGAUAAUCCAGGUCAAGUUGGAGAUGAAGCUUCCUUCGUUUUUUCGACUUUAAUUGCUGAGAAGGAGGAGCUACAGAAACUAACUUUUGAGGCAAAUGCAAUUGAUAAGUUGUACAAUCACUUGCAAAAGGAUCAGUUGAGUCCUAGACGUUUCCAAGGAAUAUUGUUGGCCUUUUCUCAUCUAUGCUCAAAGUUGGAGAGCUGUAGGUCUAGAUUUCUCUCUUUGCAGGUAAUGAACAUAGUGAUUGAUGCCCUACAACAUGAAAGUAGUGACAUACGUAUUGCAGCUUGCACUUGCUUGAGAAGUGUCUCUAGAUCAAUCAAGAAUUUGAGUGCAGGUUACUUUAUGAACGAAACAGUUGUCCUUCCUGUUGUUCGGCUUUUACACAAUCCUUCUAAUGCUGUUCAGGUUGCAGCACUUGGUGCUAUUAGCAACAUAGUUGUCGAAUUUUCAACAAAGAGAUCAAUAUUUAUAGAAUGUGGAGGUGUUAAAGAGUUGGUUCGAUUAUCAAAGUCUAUGGACUUGGACAUAAGGCUAAAUGCAUUGUGGGCUUUAAGGAAUUUAAUGUUCCUUGCAAACAACAUGUAUAAAUCAGGGAUCUUCAUGGAGUUAACAGCUUCCUUGUUAGCCAGCCUUGUCUGUGAUCCAGAGCCUUCCAUACAAGAGCAUGCUAUGGCCCUUGUGCGCAAUCUUAUUGAUGGAUGUGAGGACUCAAUUGAGUACGCGUUUGCUGAAGAUGGUAUCAUAUUGAAUACUAUUUGCCGGCAAUUGCAAAGUAUUUCAAGGGAUGAAAUUGGGGUCCAGGGAAUGUAUGUACUUUGCAAUGUUGCAAGUGGAAAUGAGUUCCAUAAGGAAAGGCUAAUGAAACAACUAUUUCCACAAGGAGAUGACGUGAUCCAGUCAUUUGUGGUGAAGUUUUUGCAGAGUGACAACAGUCAACUUCGAAUAGCUGCUGUCUGGGCAAUAAUAAAUCUUUCUCUGCCUUCAAGUCCACGUGCACUAGAUAGGGUUACAAAGCUACAGAAUGCUGGUAUUGUUUCUCAAGUGAAGAAUAUGGUCAAUGAUCCGUGCCUGGAUGUUAAGCUCCGUGUGAGAACCGUGCUUGGACAACUAAUGGCUUUUGGUGAUGGUAUUACAUUAUAAAAUUUCCAUCAUCAAAACCCAAGAGAAGUAGAGCGCUGCUAGCAGUUUUGUUUUUCAUCCACCUUUUCUGUAGUAUAUUGUUGAGUUUUUCAUCGGCGGCUUUUGAUCCAUCUGGUAUGUUUGAACUUCGGUAGUUUAUUUCUAUUUUUCCCUUCCCAGAUGUCCAAGCGAACUAAAGGUUAUUUAUUAUUUCAUUGAGCAGCUGUGACAGAUAAUGUACUUGUGAAAUAUAUCCAAAAUGUCACACUUUGCUCAUGUUCAAAAGUCGCAGGAAUUUUUUCUCUUAAAAAAAGAAAUUUUUGAGUUCUCGUAUGUUACUUCAUAGGUGAAUCUUUUUGUCUUAUUUUCUAAUUCUUUUUUGUGAAUUGUGAUGGAUAACUUUUACGGUUCUCUCUGUGUCUCUCCAAAGAGAUUUGUGAAACUUGAGCAAUUCUUGAAUGGCUGUGAAAUAUUUUAUGAAUAAAGAAAUGUAACGUGAGCUCUAACCUACCAAGUUUUUGCUUCUUCUGUCAUUGGCCUUUUGCAGGAAAACAUGAAAGCUCCAGUAUAUUCCACGCGCGGCUCUUGAUCUCUAGGUUACUCAUACAAAUCUUUUUUGGAUGCAUACCAGCCACUUUUGGUGGCAAUUUUGAUCUCUCUCUCUCAAAUUCUUCUUUUCCUUCUUUUUGAAAUCAAAUGGCCGUAUGAUUAGUUUGGCUUGAAAGUGGAAUAUAAGACUCGUAAAUAUUGCCUAUCAAAAGUUCCAUUAUUCAUCGGGUUAUCCCAACUGCUGUUCUGUUUCGAGUGUUUAGUAUCUAGGCAACAAAUUGUCGCUUUCAUACAUUGUUCCAGUGGUUACCAAAACCCAGUACCAUGCUUUUUUACGGGAAAUAUAUUCUAAAGCCUUGUUAAGGUAAAACACCGCAAUCCAAAUGAAUGACUGUUUAGCUAACUUGUACCUUUUCAGGGAUAGCUUAUAUUAUUCAAGCAUCCAAGGAGAGUAAUGCAAUUUUAGCUGAUGUCUCCUUUCCUUCGAACAGAUGCAAACUUCCAAGUAAUUGUUGUUAUAACAUGGUCCAGAUACUAUACUUAAUCCCCCCUUGUUUCCAAUUUAAUUUGUGUUGAUUUGGAAUAGUUGGUGAAUAUGAUUUAAGUUCUAGCAAGGCCAUUUAUAUAAACAAAUUGAGAAAAUCAUAUGAAUAAGUCUUUUGAGCUUAAAUUCGUAACUCUUUUGUUAGAACAGAUGUAUAAAUGGGAAAAGCUUGGAGGGUCUGUUGUGGUGUUGAUCCAUAUUUAUUCCACAUAAAUGUGGCUUUUGGGAGAAGAAGCAUCAUUAUUCUAUGAUCCUGGAGAAAGGGAUGCACUUGAGUCAACUGGAUUGCUUGUAUUCCAACUUGUGUUAAUAGUAAUGGUCCAGUUCAUUGUUUUCAACUUUUUGUUUAUCAAUAGUAAAAAUGAAACGUUGUUGAGGCAGCAGAAUUUCAGAUGGUUAAAUUAGAGUAUUGUUGUUGAUUAAUAGAACAUAAGCUGUUAUGAUUCGUCAUAAUUAUGGACAGGCCCCUUCUAUGGUUGAAUCCUCCAAGUGGCUUGUUUGAAGUGCUGGAUAGUUGAUGGAAUAACGCACUGGGCUCUGUUUUACAGUGUACAAAGAUGCAUGUUCGAGGUACAUAGUACAUUUUACAGUUGAAUUGACUUUAAUGAUAUAUUUACACAAAA
Molecule: messenger RNA, 3794 nt
Organism: Cucurbita pepo subsp. pepo (vegetable marrow)
Lineage: Eukaryota; Viridiplantae; Streptophyta; Magnoliopsida; Cucurbitales; Cucurbitaceae
Biological process (GO): proteasome-mediated ubiquitin-dependent protein catabolic process
Cellular component (GO): GID complex
Molecular function (GO): protein binding
Source: RefSeq, a predicted model, not a curated record